This is a messenger RNA of Astrephomene gubernaculifera, 911 nucleotides long. Lineage: Eukaryota; Viridiplantae; Chlorophyta; Chlorophyceae; Chlamydomonadales; Astrephomenaceae. The record is from the annotation of a GenBank genome assembly.
CCCCUUCUUACACCCGCCAGCAUACCCCAAGCACAUCAAGUUAGCAACAAUGGCCCUUAACAUGCGCAGCUCCUUUAAGGCGGUGGGCGCUCGCGCUGCCAAGCCAUCGCGCGGCGUCGUGCGCGUGCAAGCAACCCACCGGGUGGAUAAGUGCAAGAAGAGCGAUAUUAUUGUGUCACCAUCGAUCCUUUCAGCGGACUUUGCUCGCCUGGGCGAGGAGGUCCGCGCCAUCGAUGUCGCUGGCUGCGACUGGGUCCAUGUAGACGUUAUGGACGGUCGCUUCGUGCCUAACAUCACCAUUGGCCCGCUCGUCGUUGAGGCGCUGCGCCCAGUUACGGACAAGGUGCUCGAUGUUCACCUGAUGAUCGUGGAGCCUGAGCAGCGCAUUCCCGACUUCGCCAAGGCUGGCGCUGACAUCAUCUCGGUUCACGCUGAACCCUCCUCUACCAUCCACCUGCACCGAACCCUCAACCAGGUCAAGGACCUAGGCUGCAAGGCGGGUGUGGUGCUCAACCCCGGCACCAGCCUCUCCACCAUCGAGGAGGUCCUGGACGUGGUGGACCUGGUACUCAUCAUGUCGGUCAACCCCGGCUUCGGCGGACAGAAGUUCAUUGAGAGCCAAGUAGCCAAGAUCCGCGCCCUCAAGCGCAUGUGCCAAGAGAAGGGAGUUAACCCCUGGAUUGAGGUGGACGGCGGUGUGACCCCGGAGAACGCCUACAAGGUGAUUGACGCGGGAGCCAACGCCCUGGUGGCGGGCUCAGCCGUCUUCAAGGCCAAGUCCUACCGCGAUGCCAUCCACGGCAUCAAGGUCAGCAAGGCGCCCGUCCCGGUCAUGGCGUAAACAGUUCGGAGGCAGUAUUUGUACCAAAGCUCGAAGGGGAGAUAGCUGGACGAAGAGACAAUUUUGGUGU